ACCCGCCAAAUGACCUAUAGAGUAAAAGAAGACACAUUGGACGAAUCAGAAAUCACUAACAAGCUUUACCCGGAAAUAUUUUAUAACAGAAAAAACAGACAAGGAUAUAAGAGUGCAAUGUCCUGUAACAGCAGCGUGAUCCGCUUUCAGCUGCCACAGGCUGCACAGGCACCGCGCACCCCGGUCCAUCUAAUGCCUUGUGAGAUCGAGCACAAUGGACCUGCACAGAUCACGGAGUACUUCUCUGCCACUGUAAAGGACUGCAAACAUGAGCAGACAGUGUCCUUUAGGGGCCGGGGGCUCAAGGGACAAGAGGUCAACUGUCCACAAGGCUACACUGGUCUUGUAUUAAAAGAAGUCAACAGGCCAGGUUCAGAGGAAGAGGACAGAACAGUUCGCGUUACCUCUGUAUUUGACAAGCUGACAUAUUGGAAUCUAGAAACCCCUCCCAGCGCAGAUGACACAAUUGUGAUGGCAAUGGACUGGCCUGAGUUAGCUGAGGCAAUACAUGGACCAGUGGGUUGAUUUAAAAAAAAAAAAAAAAAGUCUAGACGUAUGGGGAGCACUAAAGGGUCAUUGUGAUAAAACUUUUUUCUUUUUUUUUUUUCUGGUAAUACCUAAAAAUAUUAAUGUAGAAAAAUUAAAUC
Molecule: messenger RNA, 647 nt
Organism: Boleophthalmus pectinirostris (great blue-spotted mudskipper)
Lineage: Eukaryota; Metazoa; Chordata; Actinopteri; Gobiiformes; Gobiidae
Gene: rnaseh2c
Product: ribonuclease H2, subunit C
Exons: 5
Coding region: 10-525 (171 amino acids)
Biological process (GO): RNA catabolic process
Cellular component (GO): ribonuclease H2 complex
Source: RefSeq, a predicted model, not a curated record